This is a messenger RNA of Paramecium tetraurelia, 1467 nucleotides long. RefSeq lists its product as uncharacterized. Gene Ontology annotation, cellular component: membrane. The transcript has 8 exons. Gene Ontology annotation, biological process: zinc ion transport; transmembrane transport. The record is from RefSeq and is a predicted model, not a curated record. NCBI's taxonomy places the organism in Eukaryota, Ciliophora, Oligohymenophorea, Peniculida, Parameciidae. Gene Ontology annotation, molecular function: monoatomic cation transmembrane transporter activity.
AUGCAUAAGAUUUUGAGAUCAAUCAAGUCAUUCAAAGGGUCUAGAUUUACCAACAAAUUGCCUACUUAUCUAGAAAGAUUAAAAUAAUAGGAGGAAAUGGAUCGUAAGACUAAUUUAGAUGUGUUGAGAAGAGAAGUCUUUAAUGAUUCAAUCUAAUUACCUAUAAAAUUUGCUGCUUAUUAUAUUACUAACUAAUAGACUUUUUGGGCUGAAUUAACUAGAUCUAUGAUUGAUGCAAGCAAUCAUGUCAUUUUAUUUGCAACCAAUUAUAUUAAUUAUGGUCCAAAUAAAUAAUUUCCAUAUGGAAUAGAAAAAGUAAAGCAUCUAGUUGCUUUAAUACCCUCUGCCUUAUUUUUAUACUUUGGAGCCUCUAUUUCCUAUGAAUCAUUUCUUAAUAUUUAUAAUUAUGGCCAUUAUGUUGGUGAAAUACACAGUAAUGCUUGGGGAUUGGCUUUAUAUUUAUUAUCUAUUGGAAUAGAAACAAGCGUAGUUUUCAAAAAUAUAAGAGAUGCAUAAGCUGUAGAUUCAAAUGAUGACACUAAAAUGGGGUUGUUUAAAUAAUUCCUAUCAGUAUUUCAAAAGAAGGAUCCAGUACUAUAAGCUAUUCUUUAUGAGAAUGCAAUAACAUUGGGAUCCACUUUAAUUCCUUUAUUAUCCUCAGCAUUCACUCUCAUAUACCCAACACAUGCAUUUGAAAUUGUAGGAUCUUUGGCAAUCGGCUUAAUAUAAUUAUAACUAGCAUAUCACUUGAGUGCCAAGAACCUAAGUUCUUUGAUGGGGGAACAAUCUAUAAGUGAUCUGGAAGUCAAGAAAAUAUUAGAGAUUAUUAAGCAGAAUCAAUAUGUUGAAAAGAUUUAGAAUGAGAAGGCUGUGAUGUUAGGGAGUAGGAAAUUUAGAUUUUCAGCUGAAAUUACUUUUAAUAUUAAACAAAUAAAUUAAGAUACGGAGUCUAAAUAUUUAGAGAGAUUUGACAAGGUUAUUUAUAGUGAGUCUUAUAGAGAUAGAGAGGAAUAUCUAUAAGAAUUAUUAAGGGAAAUAUAAGAAUAUGUUCUUGCUAGUUUACAUAUUCAAAUAUAAAAAAUUGAAAGUGCCAUAAGAAAUGAAUUUCCCAAUUGUAUCCAUUUGGAUUUUGAAAUUAACAACAAAUCAUUGGCUGAAACCUAUUCUAUUGAUGAUGGUAAUUGGUUAUUUAGAGAAACUUUAUUAAAAUCACCUUUUAAAGUUGAAAAGUGGAUGCUUGAUGAAGUAGAUAGAUUAAUAAAGAAAAUUACAAAGAAAAAAACUGAAACCUACAUUGAAACCUAUUAAUCCUUAUGUUCAUCAAUUUAAUAUAAUUAAUGGAAUGAUUUGGAAGAUGAUGAUGAAUAACUAAAAAUAAUUGAGGAUUACAGAUUUGAAUAAUUGUAGAAUGAAUUAAAAAGCAUAGACGAAAUAUAGUAGAUCAAUAAUCAAUCAAAAGGAAAAUGA